UCUCGCUUAGACCAGAUUUUAUGUACUAACCUGGCCUCAUAAAGUUAGUCAUAAUGCAAAGUUGAAAUGCAAAUGAAUAAGUACCGCAGUACUGUGUCCAGGGGGCGCCGCGGCCGGCGGCGAGCAACAGUACUCGCUGCGCUGGAACGACUUCCAUUCCGCCAUGGUGUCUUCUUUCCGCCGGCUGAGGGAUGAGGAGGACUUCGUCGACGUCACCCUAGCGUGCGCAGGCGCCACAUUCACCGCACAUAAGGUGGUGUUGUCAGCGUGCAGCCCUUACUUCCGGCGGCUGCUUAAAGCCAACCCAUGCCAGCAUCCCAUCGUCAUCCUGCGGGAUGUGCACGACAAAGAUAUGGAGAGCCUUCUCAGAUUCAUGUAUCAAGGCGAAGUUCACAUCGGCCAGGAGCAACUCAAAGAGUUCCUGCGAGCAGCACAACUGCUGCAAGUUAGGGGGCUGACAGAUGUACCAGCACCGGCGCCUGUCUCCUCCCUCGAACCUAAAGCUUCUCCAGAUUUUGUACCGGGUGCGAUACAAAAAUUGCUGAAUUUAACGAAUUCACAACAGUCGUCGUCGUCGUGGACGGAGACGGGCAGCGGCGCGUCGCGGGAGGGGCGCGACUCGCAGCAGCGCGAGGGUCGACGGCUGCGGCGGCCUGACGAUAGCGCCAACACUACGCCACCGCCCAAACGAGCACGCUCGAGCGACCUCUACCAGGCGCAGAUGAAGACGAGGUGUAGGACGGAGCAGUUGCUGGCGGCGCAGGGCGCGAGCCCCGAGACGCUCGGCACCAACGGACACGAGCUCGCGCUCUUCAGCCAAGCGCUCGACAACGCGCAGAACCCGCAUCUCUCAGGGUCCAACAACUUGUCUGGCGACGGCGAGGAGUCAUCAUCAGACGCCGGAGCAAGCGACACGGAGGGAGAAACUCGCGCGAAGCAAGAACCCUUGGACUACGACGACCCCGCCACAGUGGCCAACACCAACGGCGCGCUGCCCCACAACUUCCCUGGACUACUCAACUUGCAAGGAUUCCCCGGACUACCUGGACCAUCAGGGAUCCCGGACAAUUACGGAGGCUGUCGACGGACACAGGACAUUCUACGCGUACGAGCCACGGAUCCGAGGCCGUGCCCGAAAUGUGGAAAGAUCUACAGAUCUGCUCACACCCUGAGAACGCAUCUUGAAGAUAAACACACCGUCUGCCCUGGUUACCGAUGCGUGUUGUGCGGCACGGUGGCCAAAUCGCGCAACUCGCUGCACUCGCACAUGUCGCGGCAGCACCGCGGCAUCUCCACCAAGGACCUGCCCGUGCUGCAGAUGCCCACGCGCUUCGACCCUGAACUUGCUAGCCAGUUGCUAGCCAAAGCCGGGGUGAAGGUAUCUCCGGAGCAGCUCCGCGCCCGCGCCUCUCCCACGGGACCUCGCCGCUCCGACAUCAAGCUGGACGCCAAGUCGGCCGCCUCCGAGAGCAGCUCCAUCUGCGGCGACCAGGACAACGACGACCUCAGCCAGUCGCGCUACCAGGACAGCGUGCCUGUCUCACCACCACAUAUAAACAGCCUCGCCAACACGACGAUAACUAAAGUGCCGGCGGUGCGGGCGGUCACAGCCAAGACCAUGGAGAACCUCCCCCACGGCAUGGGCCCGCUCAAGCACGACGACUACCCCCCAGGGUACGGGGGGUCCUCCGCACUCCUCGAUACAUACCUGCAGUACAUCGGCGAGAAUAUGUUUGGUAUGAACGCAAAACUAGCCCAAAUGAACGCUAUGCACAUGGACAGAAAGACGUACGAUGAACAAUCGCCGCAGAUGGGCUCACUGCCCCCACCACCCGCUAACCUGGCCCACCAGCGCUUCCUCAAGCAGAUGCAGCGACAGUACACCGAGCCGCUGGGCAAGCCGGACAUCAUGCGCGACCCCGACGAGCCCCUCGACCUCGGCAAGGAGCGGCAGAGGAACGACAGCAUGGACACCGACGACAAACACGACAGCGAGAAGGAGUCCAAAGACUACUACGACGAGGAGAGGAACCGCCUCACGGAGCAGGAGCACGAGACCAGCGGCCACGACGACGGCGACUACUCCGACGACGAGCACAAGACCUCAUGAACCGACCCGCCGCCGUGGCUUUACAAAGGUGCUUAAGAUGUCUGUAGCCGAUAGUGUUGCCCCGUGGAAGACGUUGGUGCCAUUUCCUUUGUACAUAGUUAAGGUAGGAGGCGGAGCAGCCCCCCCGAUCUGAUCCAGCCCCAUGUGAUAUCAUGAGCCAUAGAACACAUAGGACCCUUGUUCGCACUACAUACAAACGCGAUCGCGUCAUUGUUUUUCUAGAUAAUCGAUACUAGUGAGUAGUGUUUUUGUAUUGUGUAAGGUCCCUCUCACGUUUAGGGCCACUUACAUAGUUAUUCCAUCCAACUACCUCAGCAUAGGGCCAAUGCGGCAACGUAAAAAAAUUAAAAGUAAAUGAUAAUAAAAAAAAAUUAUAUAUCCACACAAAUUGUGAAAUUCCAUCCAUCUACCUCACUUCAAUAGAUUUUAUUUAAUAUUUUAUACAAUUUAUAGGUAUAAAAAAUAAAAAAAAAAUGUUGUUUUAUGCAUUUUUCAGAUUGCAUUUAUAUAUAUAUGUAUAUUAUAUAGAUUAUAUAGUAGAUAAAUUAUAUGCGAAUCAUUUAGGUCGUUAGUGCUGCCCUUAACCGAAUUUUCGUUCAGAUUUCAUAUAGAAUGCGCACUCACUAGGGAAAUAUUAGACUGUGUCACAAACGUAGCGAGUAAUGGAACGCAACCUCCUAUAUCAGCACACGAACUUGAAUUAGAGAAAUAAAAAUAUCUUUGUAUACGAGAAAAAUUUAACAGAGCUUAAAUCUUAUUAUUGAUAAGUAUUAAAUAUUACGUGCGUAUAAUGGAACACCAUUUAUAUAAUACAGUAUGUUAACUUUAUGAAAUAAUAAAAAAUAUAGUACAAUCCAACGUCAGAGUAGAAUUUCGUAAAAAAUAUACAAAAUGCAAAAAAAAAUACAUAUACUUGGAAGUUAGUUCCUAUAUCCACGAGAAAAGUUCUGGUAUUUUUAUAUCUUAAAGACUGUUCACGUUUUUAAUAAUGUAAAGUAUACGAAAUUUACCCGAACAUAGAUGUUACCCGUGAGAUGAGAUUGUCCCAAACCGAAAAUAACCAAAACCCAUUCCAUAUGAGCCUUGAUUCACAGCCCUUAAUAAUUUUAAGUCAGCUGACCCUGAAAUUUGUUUAAUAUAGAUUUUAGACUAAACCAUCCACAGUAUACUUAACAGUUGUCAAAUUAAUAAGCACAAAAUCCAGCAGUUAACAUACUGUAACCAAUACAAAGCAACUUUAUCGAUUCAAACAACCGAGUCGAGACUGAAUUUUUCAAUGCAUAUAAUAAUCGCGUUAUUACGAAACGUGCGUUAAGUCGAAAAGUUCAAAUAUUGUGGACACGUUUGAACACAAUACAUUGUAUAUAAGACGAGGUGAUAUGUACUUCAUAUAUGGAUAUAAGUAACAAAAAGCAAUAAAUAAAGUAUACCUUGAUGUUGCCUUCGAUAUGUAAAUACUUGGUAGAUUCGAUAGAUUUUUGUUCGUACAAACAAACAUGGAACUUAGUGUUCACGUCGUGUUUACUUUGUAGUGAUGUGGGCCGGUUACUUAUAACGAUUACUGUGAUUGCAAUCUCAUGUUAGCCUUCAAUACUUAUACAUAUUUUUUAGAGUACAAUGUUAUGGUUAUUUAGUGUAAGUAUUCGUAAGGGAAUCACAAAUUAUAUGUACUUCCCCGGUUAGAAGUCACGUUGUGUAAGUAUAGAGCAAUAGUGCAUUUAAUGAUUUUUGUAUGGGAUAUUUCAUGUUUAUGGAUUUGUUGAGAUAUCUCAUUGGUGACGUGGACGCCGCGCCGCGCGUGCCCGGUGCUGUACUGCGUUACUCGAGUCGCGCGGACGUGUGGGGACGUCAGGCGUCAAGCGUCAGGCGGUUUGUUUAGCGUGUUAGUGGAAUGAUACGAGUUUGGUUUGCGCAAAUAUAAUCUUGUUGAAAGUUAAAGUGUUGCCAUAGUGAGUAAUUAAUUUCGACUGUAUAUAAAUAAGUUUUCAUUUAGACGGACGAGUGCGGAAUGCGUUGAUGAUUAUGAAUAUAGGGUGAUACGUUUUCGUUUAGAUUAUUCUGUGGACUAUGUAAUGUACUCAUAUUAGUUUAGGUGAUAGAUUGUUGCACAUACAUAACAAUAGUACAGUACCAGAAAAUUACGGAUAUAUAUUUUUGGAAAGAGCACGCAGGUAGCCAGAACGUUUACUAAUAGAAUGGGCGUACCAUUGAAAUAGUGUCACACAUGUGUACAGUUGUUGAGUAAUGCGAUAUUACCAGUGAAGGGGAUAUAAUGUAGGACUGUAAGUCAUUUAUCAUUUCAAUGUAUAAUUCUUACGUUUAGUUACCUUGUGAACUUCGGAAGUUCAAUAUAAGUGUUUAUUUUUCUUUGUUUAUACGACUUUACCUCAUUAGCAUGACGAUUCAUGUAAAACUUUUGAUUAGUUCUCGCUGAUUUAAUGUUAAUUCGUGUGUCGCUGUUCUCGUUGUCUCGACAGGUUACGGGAGUUUUAACUUAUUGUCACAUAUUCUUAGACUGAUAGUUUGUGUGAAUGUAAAAAAAAUAGAAUAAAUUUAAAAACGACACAAAUUCA
This is a messenger RNA of Manduca sexta (tobacco hornworm), 4683 nucleotides long. RefSeq names its product protein abrupt (gene ab). Gene Ontology annotation, molecular function: protein binding. Lineage: Eukaryota; Metazoa; Arthropoda; Insecta; Lepidoptera; Sphingidae. The transcript is spliced from 12 exons. Gene Ontology annotation, cellular component: nucleus. The coding region runs from base 164 to 2110 and encodes 648 amino acids. The record is from RefSeq and is a predicted model, not a curated record. Gene Ontology annotation, biological process: regulation of transcription by RNA polymerase II.